CAGACAGUGUGCUGGGUCACUUCUUGCAGGUGAGCACGUCUAUUGGUGAAAGUUUCGAUUUAUUAUUUACUUAUACAUGACGCCGGUUACCUUGAAAAGAGACAUUUUUAUUGUUUAUCUCAUUAGUUCCUUCAAUUAGCGUUUAUAGCUACAUUUCCUUUUUUUUUUAAAUUUAUUAUAAUAGUGCGAGGUCGAAUAAGUAUCUUAUUGCGCUUCUGUCUAAUAAUGAUACGCGUUGACUGAUGAAACUCCGCUUAUUGUUUAUAUGGGCAAAAGAAAGUGAUACCAAGGAAAGUAAAAUGAUAUAUCUUGUAUGCUCCAUAGUCCUAUUCGGGGGAGUAGCGGUGUCUAGUCAGCAACAUCAGCAAGAAAUCAAUCUGCCCGCCUUCAACGAUUUCUCACCCCCCGAAGAAGUUAAUGGCUACUUAAAUGCGAACCCGAAGGUUCAAAGGUCAUUUGAGGUGGGAUCUGGCAGGUCAGAAGAGGAUGCGAUCCAAGAGGUCGAGCGACUCAUCGAGGCAGAUCCGGGACUUCCCAGACUGACCAGGGGCGAAAUCCUGGAUAUUCUGGAUAAUAUUACGAAGCAGGAUGAGAGGAAUUUACUGGACAGUAUUUCUCAGGAUUCUUUCAGGGAUCCUAAAGCUUUGAUGGUGGUUAAGGCUUAUACCCCCUUGGGGUCCGGAGAGGUUAAUGUGGAGGAGUUUUACACUAAACCUCCUAUUAUAAGUAUAGUGGAUAGUGAGGAGGAUUUUCAGACAGCUAAACCAGUAGGGCCUAGUAGUACUACUACUUCUAAGAGUUCGAUAAGGAGGAACCCUGUAAAAACUAGUCAGGAGAAAAAACCUUAUGGAGGUUCUACUAAAAAACCUUAUAGAGGCAAUACGGUGUUUAAGUCAAGAACGACUGCUGCCACAACAGAGCCCACCACUCACGAUUACACUAAACCCACUGUGAACUAUAGAGAACCAUCUGAAACACCCAAAAGAAGGAGACAAAGAAUUUCCACCACCACUACAACAACGACUCAACUACCAGCAACCACUUAUAGACCGAGACGCAGACCACCUGUGAGAAAAGAGCCGAAGUACCCGAACCACAAGUACCCGGGGGAUUUGCCCUCCAGGUACCCCCCCGAAGGCAUCAGAAUAGUCCGGCCACCCGCCAUAAGACAGUCGCCGUCCGAACUUAACGCGGAACUGGAGGAUCUUUUACCGCAAGAAGUUGAAACCCAAGAGACUGUAGUGGAGGUGCCCGGUAGUACCAGGAGACCGCCGGGUAGUUCUGAGAUGCACUUCGGGUCGCUUUCUGAGCCGUCUAUUGAACUUGAGAUCCCCGAUCAUCUGAAGAAGGUGGUGGCCGAUUUAAAUUUGGCGGCAAUCAAGGACUCGACCAAUCAAAUAAACGCGGUGUUGCCGCCACCACAUUUAAAUAAAAACGAGGCGGAAAAGGCCGAAGAGGUUUUGGCCUCGAUCGGGGGGCCGUUUUUGCCGCCCCGAUCGGCCGCCCCCAACGCGAACGUCAUGGCCGACAAUUUAAGUCCAGACAUGCAGAAACUGUUGAAGAGUUUUGGUUUGCUUCCGGAUGACCAUAAGACCAAUAAAACCGUGGAUAUUCCCGAUUUUAAUCCGGAAAAAGCGGAAAUUCACCCGGAAUCUUAUGUGGGGUUUAAGCCCUUACCGGAGGACAGCGAGAGCAGUAAAAACAUGGAGGAGUUCCUCGCCCAGUUUGGAUUAAUAAGCAACAGAGAUGGCAAGUCGUUAAAAAAGGGUAAAAGUCUACUGCCAAACGUUGACCCGAAAAACGUGAAAAUCGAGCAAAUAUCCCUGGAUACGGUGCCGGACGAUCUAAAGCCGCUGCUACAAGAAAUGGGCUUUGGAGUGCGCGGGAGCAGGAAGAUCCGGGAGCAACCCUCGGGAAACUCGGCUGAGGCAAGUUCUGAUGAAAAAACUCCAGGUUUUGGUGGAAAAGUGGAUCCAGGAGAGGAGUACGUUCCCGAGGAAGAUGUGAAAAAAUUGGGAAGAUUGGUGGAAAUUUUGAAAAAGCUGGAACAAAUUAACGGCACGAUUACCGAAGACGAUAUGGCCCAAGCCGAUAAACAGGAACUAAAAGAGCUGAUAACCAGCCUGAACCGAGCGGCACAAGAGGAAAAGAACCCUGUACCAUUGUCUGAACAGUUGGGACCGAACCCGCACGAAUUCGAUUUCGGAUUGAAGAAAAACGAGAUAAAGAGACAAGAAGGCGCCGCUGGUACUACUACGGAAGAAACCGUGGAAACUGUCACUGCAGAGAGUUUACCUGAAGAAACCAAGACGCCAUCUAUAAAAGAUCUGGAAGAUUCUUUCGGGGGUGCAACUGAACCGUCCACAACAGAAUCCGUGCCAGAUCCGACGACAACGAGACGAAGCGGAGUUUACUACCUCCUCGAUUGGAACACCUUCUUCGAAAUCGACGAUCAAAAGGGCAAAAGGGUCAACUUGCGGUUGCAGCCCAAAGUUGGUGACCCCAAGAGGUUUUAUAGCGUUAACGUGCCGUAAUGUAAAUUAUCUGUUUUAAUGUAUUAAUUGUAGUUGAUUAGUUUAGUUUUUUCUCUACUGAAGAGAGAACGAGAAUUCUGCACAAUUGGUUGUGGGAAAAAUCGUUCUCUCUCUUUCGGUUUGAUUUGCUAUGGCAAGUUAGUGCGUCGAUUUACGCAUGCAUUCAAAGCCUUAGUUGACUGGACCUGUAUAUUUUUUUAAGGAUUUGUGUAGUUUUAAUUAAUAAUAUGGCAUAUGUAUGUAAAGAAUAAAUUUGAUUAAGACAUUUC
Messenger RNA from Anthonomus grandis grandis, 2803 nucleotides. RefSeq lists its product as uncharacterized. The record is from RefSeq and is a predicted model, not a curated record. The transcript has 11 exons. NCBI's taxonomy places the organism in Eukaryota, Metazoa, Arthropoda, Insecta, Coleoptera, Curculionidae. Bases 243 to 2534 code for a protein of 763 amino acids.